CACUGGGGAUGUAGAGAUCAUUAAGAAUAACAUGGACCAAAUCAGACCAAAAAGCUGGGAAAGAUGUGAUUCAUGGGUCUAAUUGCAACAAAAGAUUAUAUGAAAAUGAAUGAUAGAGCCUGAAGAAAUGGUGAAAGGUGCAGAUGAUCAUCCGAAUCUAGAAGGUUGCAAAGCCAUAGGGCACAUUUAGAAUACCAAAGACAACGGAGAUAUACAAUAUUAAUGCUUUACGGACCGUAGAUCUUGACUAAGUUAGCUACGAAUUAAUUCAAUAUUAGAGAAUAUGGCACCAGUCAAGAAAGGAAAACAACCUCACCAGCUUAAAAAAGAAACUGAAUCAGAUAUAAAGGAGGUGAAUAAUAACUCUGCAGCUGGCUGUGAAAAAAUUCCAUCAUGGACACCACCAACAAUAUUUCAGUUAAAGAGUAAGGAGGAUGGAGAACAUGUUUAUAAAUUUGAUGCAGGCACAUCACAGCAGCAAACUUCAAUUUCAUCCGUAACUAUAAAGACACGUGAUAACUAUUCAAGUGAAAAUACAGAAUCGGAUGUAUUAACUCCAAAGUUGAGAGCAAGAAGGGGUCGGCCAAAAAGAAUAAAUACACCGCAGCCAUUGGUGAUAGGUAGUGAAUCAUCAAAUGAUACUACAAGUAUCACUACAGAUUCGAUAUUAAAGUUUAUUAAGCCUCCACCCAAAUGCAGCUAUAUCACACGCAGCCUUCUUAAAAAAUUGAAAACAUCGAAGCUUAUAAAUGUGACCAAUGAUGAUUCUGAGCUAACAAGAGAGAGAACUAAAUGUACGUCUAUGUAUGAAGAAAAUCUGGUGAGAAAGUCACCAAAUUCAAAGUUAGUAGCGACGAGUUCUGAAGCUUCAAUUGACUCAAAAGAUUUCAACUUUGCUAGUUUAAAAGUAAUGGAUUCAAAACCAAAAAUGGCGAAGUUAAACUCCAAACGUAAAUGCAACCGGAAGGACCGAACAUCAUGGAGGAAAUCACAAAAAUUACAGCCAAGUGAUAAACUGGACACUGCAAAUGAAGAUAUAUUGAUAGUAUCUCAAUUGGGAAAUAAUUUCAUAUCAAGGACUGAGGUAUGCAAAACUACAUGUACAUAUGAAUGUAGAGGAAAACUUUCUGAUCAUUCUAACGACUCAUUAUCAGAUGGUACGAACAAAGUAGACUCAAUAUCGACGUCCAUGAAGUCACAAAUUGAACUUAUUUAUCAAGAAACAAAUAAAUUGCAAAGCAACCUUGUGCGAUCUGAAACAGUGAAUAUAAGUAUUAUUCCAGAAUCUCAAUCUAAAAUAAACGUUUCAAAGCCACAGGCAGUGAAAUGUAGAUCUAAAAAGGCAGUUGACAAACAAAAGACUUAUGGAUCAUUGGUGGUAAAUCAAAAUUCUUCAGUUGGUUCUGUAGAUUUAUCAUCCACUAGUUGCAUAGAAUCAGAUUCAACAUUGCACGUACUGACGGCAAAAGUCAAACGUACACGUCAGCCAAAAAAAAGAGUACGAAAAAAUCUUAGAAAGUCAAAACAAUUAGAACGAGCUACUAUUCUCACAUGCCAAGUUGAAAAUACAUAUCCAACAACUGGAACUACAUCUGAUUCAACAUCAGGGACAUCGAAGUCGGAUGAUGUGAUGGUCAAAUAUUUGCCAAAGCCUGUAGUCAGACGUCAAAAAAUGCAAAUAUCAUCAAACGAAGAAGAGACGGGCGAAGUUGAAAACACAUAUCAAGCAACUGGAACUAUAUCUGAUUCAACAUCAGACACAUCGAAGUCAGAAAUAGUGAUGGCCGAAUGUUUGCCAAAGCCUGUAGUCAGACAUCCAAAAAUGCAAAUAUCAGACAAAGAAGAGACGGACAAAGUUGAAAACACAUAUCCAGCAACUGGAACUUUAUCUGAUUCAACAUCAGACACAUCAAAGUCAGAAAUAGUGAUGGCCAAAUGUUUGCCAAAGCCUGUAGUCAGACAUCCAAAAAUGAGAAUUUCAUCAAGUGAAGAAGAGACUGGCAAAGUUGAAAACACAUAUCCAGCAACUGAAACUAUAUCCGAUUCAACAUCAGACACAUUAAAGUCGGAAAUAGUGAUGGCCAAAUGUUUGCCAAAGCCUGUAGUCAGACAUCCAAAAAUGAGAAUAUCAUCAAACGACGAAGAGACUGUCAAAGUUGAAAACACAUAUCCAGCAACUGGAACUAUAUCUGAUUCAACAUCAGAGACAUGGAAGUCAGAAAUAGUGUUGGCCAAAUGUUUGCCAAAGUCUAUAUUCAGACGUCCAAAUCUGGGAAUAUCAUCAAAUGACGAAGAGACUGGCAAACUUGAAAACACAUAUCCAGCAACUGAAACUAUAUCUGAUUCAACAUCAGAGAUAUCAAAGUCAGAAAUAAUGAUGGCUGAAUGUUUACCAAAGUCUGUAGUCAGACAUGAAGAAAAGCAAAUAUCAUCAAACCAAGACGAGAUGGGCGAUACGCAUGUUCUUGAGAUUGGACAUGUGUCCUUAGAUCGUUUUCUAGCUACUGAUGCUGUGUCUAAAAAAAUGCCAAACCUAAAUAAUCAAAUGACACACAAAUGUCAAGCAGCCAAGAAACAAAUGAAUUCUCAGACCCCCAAAACAAAUGGCAAAACUUUGCGUGAGAUAGAGUUUACACCUUCGGAGAAUAACACAAAUUUUGCUGUAACAAUAAACCCAAGUACACCAAAAAGGACACGAACCCGGAAACGCACCAGAGUACAAAAGAACCUGAUGAAUUCGACAGUCGAAGAGAUGGAAUAUCAUCCAGUAAUUGAGGCCGAAAGUUCUGUGUAUGAGUCAGGUAGAAGAAGAUGUUCAGCCGAACAUAAUACGAAAGAUACAAAUAAGAAUGAGUGUGUAUCCACUAAAUGUAAAGAACAAUUGAAUUUAAUUUCCGAUGUAGUCAAAAUUGAGGAUCUUUUACAUUCAAAUUUAUACCAACCAAGAGUUUUACUCCAUGACAUCGCUUACGAUAAGGAAUUGCCGCAAAAACAUAGGGACAUGCUUCUGAGAAAAAGCACAUCACGGGACGUCGUAAAAUUAAAAAAUUUACUAAAUUCAACCACCACUCCGAAUACCAAGCAGUCGAUCAAAUGUGAUAAUUCUGGAGUUUCUUCUAAGUCUUGUAAUGAGAAUGAUCAAUCACUGACAUCUUUGGAUACCAAUUUGAGCGCCCAUAAGCAUAAAUGUUCAAAUCUUCAAGAACAAGAUCUACAGAAGCCAUUUCUGUUAAUGCACCCUGGACCAAUAGAGUCUGUGCGUGGUAGAAAAAGUAGUAGCACAGUAAGUGAUACCGAUUUUCUGUCUUCAUUGAUUGUAUAUCCUCUGAACCGACAAAAAGUUUCUUUGUCAACUGGAUUACCUUUAGAACCAUGCAGUCCGACUAAGAUAAAUCAUACCGAAAUAAACCUAAUGGAACCUAUUAUGACUCAUCAAGAAGAUAAUCUAACGGAACCAAUUUUUAAAAUAGAAGAUAUUCAACUCCCAUUGGACUUGCGUGUCAAUGCUUCAAUAACUUCUGUGAAGAAUGAAGUAGAUUUUUUACUAUGCAACGAUAACUCAGUUAAAAUAGGUUCCUCUAACUUCAAUUUAACGAAUAAUAUUGAUGAACACAACGAUGAAAAGAUAAUGCUUUCCCAUUCAAAUCUACAGGCUGCAGAAAAUAUUCAACUAAGAUGUACUGACUCAAUAUGUAACCCAAAUCGAACGCCCGUAAAGUCUGAGAAAUUGAAUUUGUCAAACGGCUUGUCAGUGAAGGUAUCCAUACCAAUAUAUUUUACAGACACAAAUUCUGGGCAGAUGGUUAAAGUUAUAGAGCAUGAAAAAUUGGCACCAGCUAACGAAAGCGAAACCCACAGUUCUCUCAAAUUGUUAGAAACCCACCAACUAAAUGGUAAUGAGACUGUGGAGUUAAUUUCAGAUGAAAAAUGUAACAUAACAUCCAACUUGACAGAAGAUCACAAAUCAGCAGAUGAAGACAAUAAUAACCAUGACAAUAUUGGGCUAACAACAACAUUAGACCUAAUCAACAUAGAAGAUGAUAAUGGGAGCUGUUUUGCAGGCGCACUGAAAAACUCCAGCGCCGAUAUUUUCUCUCUACCAUACAACCAAGUAGCAGCACGGCCUAUACAACAGUCAACGCCUAUCAGAAAAAAAUGGCCCAAAAUUGUCAAAGACGAGAUUCUCCCCAAAGGUACAAUAAGAUUACCUUCUAGAAAAUGUGUGUCACUAGAAUUAUUUGAAGCUGACACUAAGGACAGAACGCAUCUGAAUGAUGUGGACGAUAUUAGCAGAAAUCAAGAAUUGCUAAUUGCAUUUAACGGUCAUUCAGUAGAACAAGAUGGCAACAAUGAUAUACAGUCGGAACACAGCCGGAGGAAACAAGGUACAGACCAAAUUCCUAGCACAGGUGCACAACCCUUUGAUGACUCAAAGUUACUGGAUUAUUGUCCUGAGUUAGCUACACUUCUUUCCCCCCAUAAUUCUACCAAGAAUAAUAAUAGCGAAAUUAUGUUGUCAGAUACUGAUUUCUUUAACGAUAACAGUAGAAUGAACAACAAUGCUAUGUCAGUUCCACGUGCAGUGAAAACUGAAACAAGUGUGGAUAACGUCGAUCUAUCGCUAAACGAUAAUGUUCGUAUUUCUAGAAGUAAAAACGAAAUUGCGAAUACUUUCCGGGGUGUCGUUGCUUCGAGUGUUGAUUACGCUGAUAGUAAAAUUGAUGCGGAAUCGUCUAAAGUAAUCAAUACUGAGUCAACAAGAAAGCCAUCUCCAGUUAUUGCUGAGCUGACAAUUGCUAACUUGAGAAAUUUUACAAAAAUCUCGAAUACUACUGCUAAAUCUGAACUCACCUGGUGCUUUGAAACGCAUCAGUACUAUUCUUUGCAUAAAGAUGAUGAAAAAUGUAAAUUACUUUCGGAAGUUAAUGAACUACCAGAUAAUCAUAAUGAUUUUAGCGAGGCUACGAAAUCGGAAUUAGAAAAUCAAACUCAAUCUCUUCCGGUGAAAACGAAACAGCGAAAACGGAAGUGGAUAAGUGAUAAUAGUAAUAAAGAUCAGGAUCCUGCACCGUUCAGUGGGAACAGAAUACAAUUGAAAAGAAACAGAUGGAGUGUCAGUGGUCCACAAGAUCUUGAAAGUACGAUCAAUUUUCACAAAUCAAACUUGGCUAAAUCAAAUGCUUCUAGUGUUUCUAGUGGUUCAAGCACUGGUGUGGAAAAUAAACAGUCAUCUAAGAACAGCAGUUCAUCAAAAAAACUUGUUGUUCCCAGAAACAAUGAAAUUCAACAAUUGGAUCUAAAAACUGAAAAUUUGAUGGCAAAUAUUAAUAUUCUUCCUACCUCCUUUGAUAAAACUAAUAUUGAUAAUAAUUCUGAAGCAUCUAAAUAUGCCUUCUGUGAAGACAAUAUUUUACCAAACUGGUCUUUGACAUCUGCAAAAGAUACUGAGGGUUGUAAUUGCAACAGCGACUUCGACAAGGAUAGAAAUUUAACAAAUUCAGUAUUGGCAAGUCCGUUAUCUUCUCGAAAUUCGGUCACGAAUAUUCAGGGGCUUGAUAGGUUUACUCCGUCAAAAGAAAUAGAUGGUCAAAAUCCAGGAAAAGGUGACAUCGGACUGACCAAAGACCAGUCCACAAAUGGAAGGACAAAAGAAGAUUUAGACUAUGAAUAUGACGAUUGCAUUUCUUUAUUUGCAGAAUCUAUAGUGAUAACAAAUGUUGAUCAGAGCUUAAAUUUCAUGGAUGAUCCCAAGAGGUCACCUUGUGACACCAAAAAUUCAUCAGAAAAAACGUAUGAAGAUAUAAAAAAUUUUGGUGCCUAUUAUAAAAAAAAUUUAGAAGAAUGCAACGCAGCCUAUGAAUUAGGUCUUGAAACUGAAGGGAAUGGAUGUACUACUUCGAACAUUAUAGUGCCGUCUACCACUGAAAAUAACAACAAUUGCUUGAAUUUUAACGAUAAUUCAUUGAAUACUGUUCCAGUGCCUCAGAUGAACGCACAAUAUUCUGAAUCCAAAUUCUCUUCAGCAAUAAAUCCCCCUAUAUCAAAUCUUAAUAGUUCUUCAAAUAUGAGAGAUAGACUUGGCAUCAAACAAGAAACACGAAAUGUUGUCUCUACUUUUACACCAAGAAUCUUCUGCGCGCAUUGCUUCCACUUUCUGAAGUUUGGUUUCUGUAGGAGAAAAAAAUGCAAGUUCGUACAUAAUCUGACUUCAAGUCUACAAAACCUUGAUCAGAAAGAUCUGGACUAUAUCAUCGAAGUAAUAGGCUAUUCAGAAAUCCAUGGUUACACACAUUUCACCAACAAUAUAUACCGUCAACUUGUUACCAGGAUGGAUGCUCGUAAUAUCCUUGAGUUGUUCUAUAAAUUGUACUCUACCAGACAACUCAAUGAGCAUCUCGUAAACUGUACAGUACAAGCUUUAAUCGAAACUGGAAUGUCUUUGCAGACUAUUGUAAGUGAUACGGCAUUACUGCUUGAUGAAAACGACGUCGAUUUAGUAGAAUAUCUUAUAGACUUUAUCAGUGACAUGAUCCAGCCAGGCACCUAUUGGAAUACAUUUCGCGAUUUACUGAUCAAAAUAACUCCUUCGGAGAGAACGAUUAUCAGAGUGAUACAUGAAUUAUUCGAAACCAAUAAGGACAAAUCACAUAUUGAAGAUGUAUACAUAAACUUUAUAAACAAACUUAGGCCGAAUCAAGUAUCAAUGAUGAACAUCAAUCUUAGAAACCGGCUCCAUUUCAUACUCAUGAAAAAUGAUAUCAUUCAAAGAAACAAUCAACAUUCCAAUACUCUAUUUUAUACUCAAAAUGACAGCUCAAAUCGUAUGUUGCAAACUAAUGUCUGUAGAGACAUUAAUCGAGAACGAAUUGAGAUACCUAGCAUACUCUCACCUGAUAGUACACAAUAUAGUGACAAUGGAUUACUGAUACCUCAAACGAGUCAGCGACCUAGUUUACAAGGACCCGUUAACACACAGUCCUUGUUCAUAAGCCGAGAUGAUAGCCCAAAAAGUAUAACAGCUGAUCCGAACGUUGUCAACCAAAAGAGAGAUACUGAAAUACGAAGCAAUCCUCCAGAUGUACAGUUCUCAGCCACUUCAAGUAUCAAAACAACUAAAUCUGAAGCUGCUGAUUUAACCAGUGAUUCUUACAAGGUCCAUCUGAUAGAUGAUUUGAAAGAGCCACAGUCGGUGUACAGAAACCGCCACUGGCAGUUUCACCUUGAUAUGACGAUCAUACAAGAAUCAUUGAAGCACCAAGACUACGAAGGGGUUUUGAAAAUCCUCAACAAAUAUUCAGAUGCGGUGGAAAGAACACUCUUCACUACAAGCUGUUACAGGAUGUUGCACAAAAAUGUGAUGAUGUCAGCACAUCAUAUGAAGAACAUGAUAAAGUUGUCAGUCCGGAUGGGGGUCAAUAAAUCCCUGAGUCAAACGUUAUUCAACUUGGGAAUGUACACGAUGAUCGAGUUGUGUGAUGCUGGUGCAUGGGUAAUUGCGUACAGUUUAUUCAAGCCCUUGCAAGCCACUGGCUUAAUGGAAAAUAUUGCCGAAUAUGCACUGAUAUCUGCUGAAAUCUAUAUAGCUAACGGACGUCCGUUGAAGGCUUUCACCAUAUUGAAACAAAGCAACAUGUUUUAUACAAAUCGAAGUAAGUGGCUCGUUACUAGCAAUCCAAAUGACGAACGGCUUAGAGUCAUGAUACUAAGUUUGUUGUUAGACGUUUUAUGUCAGGACUUGCCUGAGCAGGCAUUUUAUAUUUUCACGUACUUGCUUGGAGAUCAAAGUCGUAUUUAUCAUCCCAUAGAUCUUACUGCAUAUACAGAUAAACUUGUGACCAGUAUUCUAAACGGAAAGUGUAACGAAUUGGUGCCGGAAGUAGCAAGAACAAUUAUCGAGUAUAACUUCUCAUUGAGCAAUUCAGUGUUCCAGUCUCUAGUCAUAAACUUAUUUAAGAAGGAUUUGAAACGAUGUAAACAGCUUUAUCGCUAUGGCACAUGGCUUGGGGUGUAUCCGAUAGUGAGGUUGACGGUUCCCCUCUGCAUAUUAAUAAAGACAAAUUGGGCGAGAGAAGAAAUAUAUUUGGCAGUUGUAAGCUUCUUAGAGAAAUUAUGUAUGGAUAUAGGACAUGCUGUUGAUCAAAUUCGCCCGAAUCAAUUUUCAAUACAUUUAGUCUUUGAGCUCACUCCAUUCGAACACCAGCUGCUUGAUAAUGAAGAUCAGGUUUGUAACAGCGAUGAACUAAACCGGAGUAAAAAACUCAUGAAAACUGUUCUACAAGAAGAAUUCAAUCCCCCGUUGAAAACAAUGUACAAGGAGCGAGAAAGAUUCAUGAAAUUACAAAGUCGCACAGUUGUCAACUAUUUGAAAAGUAUGAAUGCAUUACAGUGACCUUCCCUGCACUUGGAUUUGAUUCCAAGAGUCAA
Messenger RNA from Diprion similis, 8424 nucleotides. Its product is annotated as serine-rich adhesin for platelets-like. The transcript has 10 exons. Bases 284 to 8389 code for a protein of 2701 amino acids. NCBI's taxonomy places the organism in Eukaryota, Metazoa, Arthropoda, Insecta, Hymenoptera, Diprionidae. Gene Ontology annotation, molecular function: metal ion binding. The record is from RefSeq and is a predicted model, not a curated record.